Paracoccidioides brasiliensis Pb18 is the source of this 1062-nucleotide messenger RNA. Its product is annotated as septum-promoting GTP-binding protein 1. Gene Ontology annotation, cellular component: spindle pole body. The record is from RefSeq and is a predicted model, not a curated record. Gene Ontology annotation, biological process: regulation of exit from mitosis. The coding region runs from base 1 to 1062 and encodes 353 amino acids. The transcript has 4 exons. Gene Ontology annotation, molecular function: GTPase activity; GTP binding.
AUGGACAACCGACUACCAGAAGCAGAAAAGUUGCCUUUGUUGGAGCAAGCAGCUCUAGUCGACCAGGGACUAAAUCAAGUUCAGGAACAAAAUCAGGUUCCUGACCAACAGCUCCCUGACCAACUUCUUGUGCAAAAGGCCCAACCAGAGCAGGACAUGCCACCAGCCGCAGAAGAAGCAGUGACCAGCUUACCCUCGUACAAUAACAAUGGCUAUAGCAACAGCCAUCGAACCGACUACUCCUCACACUCCAUCGAUUGCCCCGCCUCUGGUCAAACUUCCAUACCGCAAGAAAUCAAGUCGUCUCCCCGUCAUCAUUCUCCAACAAUGUCUUCUCAGCAAUCGGCCCAACCGGUGCAGACAAUCUCGCGGCCUAGUUCAGGCUUAUCGGGUGGUAGUGAUCGGUACGGAUACCCACAGUCCUACCAGGACCCAAAUCGGGACCAGAGACAACAGCAACAACAGUCUGCGCCCAGCAAGAAUAGCGUCGUUAUAAAAGUUGGAAUGGUGGGGGAUGCUCAGAUAGGAAAAACCAGUCUUAUGGUUAAAUACGUCGAGGGAAGCUGGGAUGAAGACUACAUCCAAACACUUGGUGUCAACUUUAUGGAGAAGACGAUUUCUAUUCGGAAUACAGAAAUUACAUUUUCCAUUUGGGAUCUGGGCGGACAGCGUGAAUUCGUCAACAUGUUACCUCUAGUGUGCAACGAUGCUGUUGCAAUAUUAUUCAUGUUUGACUUGACGCGAAAGAGCACCCUGAAUUCCAUCAAGGAAUGGUACCGACAGGGGCGUGGGUUUAACAAGACCGCCAUCCCAUUCCUUAUUGGCACUAAAUACGACCAUUUCGUUAACUUCCCGCGGGAGGACCAAGAAGAAAUAUCAAUCCAGGCCAAACGUUUCGCCAAAGCCAUGAGAGCCAGUUUGAUUUUCAGCAGUACGAGUCACAGCAUAAAUGUGCAAAAGAUUUUUAAAAUCGUUCUAAGCAAGGCUUUUGAUCUUAAAUGCACUAUUCCCGAAAUCGAGAAUAUCGGGGAGCCGCUAUUGCUCUAUCAAUCGGUCAAUUAA